AUGAUCAAAGCGGAGUCUGUUUUGUCUUUACGUCAGUUCUGUUGCUAUUUUGUCAAUGUUCUCUCUCUCUCUCUCUCUCUCUCUGUCUCUUUAUCACGCACAUUUUCUGUAUCUGGCCUCAGAUACAGUCGCCACUUGCCUCGGCUGUCUCGGAAGAUGGGCAGUCGAGGGGACGACCGCAAGUGUCUUCGAGAGUUGGGACGUCUGGUCGUCUGGCCUGACUUCUUCUUCGGCCAGUUGACCUGCCUCAUUCUCUCGUUCUUGCCAGCGUGUCGGUUCGCAUUCUCUCGUCUCCCGUUCUCUCCCCUGUUCCGUUGUCGGUCUCAGUCUGUACCUUUUGCUCUCCGAGAACUGGGCACAACUAGGCUCAUCGGUCUGUCAUGCACAAAAGACUGCAUUCCACUCGCCUCUUCACACAACAUGAAACCUACUCCAAGAUGGAAUUGUGUUACUGAGGCAGAUAAACACUUAAUCUUGUACCAUUUCUCGUAUGCCCAUUCAACCACCGGUUCACAGGAGACUGUUUGUCCCAUACCAUAUUUUGCCGGUGCAUUUUUCCACUGCCUAAGCCUCAUCUGUUGA
Protopolystoma xenopodis is the source of this 582-nucleotide messenger RNA. Lineage: Eukaryota; Metazoa; Platyhelminthes; Monogenea; Polystomatidea; Polystomatidae. The record is from the annotation of a GenBank genome assembly.